GAAUAUGGGCUGAAAUGCACAGUACACAGCCAGAACAAUGUACUGCAGCAACUUGACCUACCAGUGUGACCCGUCGUCUUCAGUCAGAGAGGCCCGUGGGCACCACUGAAGACAGACUGGAGGGGGACGACGCAUCUCUGGGCCAAAGGACAAAACUUCUGCAUCCAUUUAGACUCUCACAUCCCUGUUGAGAGACAGAAAAAAUGACUCCUCUCCUCAGCAUGAGCAGGAGCUGGGUCUGGCGACGGACGCUGGCGGGAUGUUUAACACGUUUGAUUGUCUUCAUGUUGCUCUGUGCACCAGCUCUCGCUCAGCUGGAUUUGAACAGAUUAGAUGGCGACACAGUGUGCCCACCCAUGAAGAAUGGACAAGAUGACCUUCCAGGGUUCGAUCUGAUCACACAGUUUCAGUUGGAUGUCAUCCCCAUGAGGGGCGUCAGAAAGGUAGAAGGAUCCACAUCCCUCCAGGUGGCGUACAGACUCGACCGAGAGGCCAACUUCCAGAUCCCAACCAGGCUGAAUUUUCCAAGGGGCUUCCCAGAUGAGUACUCCUUUAUGACCACCUUCCGCAUGAUCAAGAACACUGUCAACAAGGUGUGGAACAUCUGGCAGGUGGUGGAUGAAGACGGUUUGAAGCAGGCAGGUAUGCGUCUGAAUGGAGAGCAGCAGGCCCUGGAGUUCUUCCUCACCACUAUGGAAGGAGAUGUGCAGACCGUCACCUUCCCAGGCCUUUCUGUCCUCUUCAACACUAAAUGGCACAAAGUGAUGGUUGGUGUAGAGAAGGAGUUGGUAACGCUGUAUGUGGACUGUCACCCGGUGGACCAGAAACCCAUCAAGAGGAAAGGCUAUGUCAACACGGAGGGAGACACUCUGAUCGGAAGACUGGAUUCUGAUCCCAACACCUCUGUAGUGUUUGAGUUGCAGUGGAUGCUGAUUCACUGUGACCCAAAGAGAGCUCAGAGAGAAGGCUGUACAGAACUUCCUCCGUCGGAGAUGUAUGCCAAUGCUGAGCCGGAUCCCAAACCGAUCCCUGGUCCCCCUGGUCCUGAGGGUCCUGAGGGGUCUCGUGGACCCCAAGGAGAACCUGGCAGAGACGGGAGAGAUGGUAUUCCAGGCACUCCGGGCACUCCUGGAGCUCUGGGUCUUCCUGGACCAAGAGGAGGAAUUGGGCUCCCAGGCCCACCAGGACCUCCAGGAUCACCAGGUGUUGAAGGCAUCAGAGGGCGACAGGGACAUCCUGGGCCUAAAGGAGAUGAUGGUGCGAUUGGAGCCCCGGGAGAGAAAGGAGCUCCUGGAGCCAAGGGUGACACUGGUGAGCCAGGAAAGCAUGGAUCUGAUGGAGCACCAGGCUCUCCAGGAGAGAAGGGAGAGCCAGGUCUGUCCGGAGCCAUUGGUGUCAGAGGAAUUGUGGGAAUUCCAGGUUUACCAGGAAAACAGGGACUCGUGGGGCCUGCAGGCCAAAAGGGUGAAAUUGGCACUGUAGGACUGACUGGUCCAGUUGGGCUUCCUGGUAAAGAUGGAGCACCUGGACCACCAGGAGAAGAUGGAACUCCAGGAGCCAAAGGAACCUCUGGUGAACCAGGAAAGCAGGGUCCAGUCGGCCCAAUGGGCCCGCAGGGAAUCCAGGGAGAUAAAGGUGACCAAGGACUCAUGGGCCCUCGUGGAAUCAAGGGUCACACAGGUCAUAAAGGAGACCAGGGCCCAAUGGGUCCUGUUGGUCCCAAAGGAAGUGAGGGAGAUCCAGGUGUUGUAGGAGAACCAGGCAUGAAGGGUGAUCAGGGGCCUCCGGGUAUUCCUGGAAUCAAGAGUGAGCGUGGAGAGAAAGGCCAGAGAGGAGCUACAGGAGCUGAUGGUCGUCCAGGACAGCCAGGCCACGAGGGUCUGACCGGACCGCAGGGAGCCAGAGGUCUUGAGGGGGAACGAGGACUAUCAGGACCCCCUGGUCCCAGAGGUCUACUUGGGCCUAAGAUGAGUGACGAGAGGAUCCGUGAGAUUUGUUCAGCUGUUGUUGAAGAGCAUUUAGAUGCCUACAAGAAGGAAGUAGCCAAGAAGCCUCUUGCCAUUGGAGCCCCUGGAACUCCAGGACUCAUGGGACCACCUGGACUACCGGGACCAGCAGGUCCUGCUGGAGAAGCCGGACCCAGAGGAAUCAUGGGCCCCAAGGGGCCUCAAGGAUACUACGGUCUUCCUGGAAAACCAGGAGCCACAGGUGAUGCAGGACAAAAAGGUGACAAGGGAGAUAAUGGAAUUGGAAUUCCAGGAAUUCCUGGAGAACCCGGACCUCAAGGACCAGCUGGCAAGCCUGGCAUCGGUAAGGACGGUCAGGACGGGGCCAGAGGAGACGCCGGUGUGCCUGGGACCCCAGGAACCCUUGGAGCCAGAGGACCUCCGGGAGCCCCUGGUCUUUGUGAUCCUUCAAACUGCUUUAGGCCUCAACCGCUUUACAUGGUUGGCGGGAAGAGGUCUGUCAACAUCAAGGGUCCAUGAACAGAAUGAAAGAAACCUUCUAGAAAUCUUCAUCACAGUCAUCAUCAGCCAGUUCAUUUCCGACAAACUUGGAGACUUCAAAUGGCGAGCAGACGGUGAGAGAAACAAACGUGACAGAUGUAUAGAGACACACGGAUGCAGCUCCUGAUGGUGGAUUUGUUGUACCUUGUACAUAAACUAGAAGUAAAUGUGUUUGUUCUUUCAGGAGGUUUACAGUAAAUCGCAGAUAAAUAAAUAAAUUAGUAAUUGAUGUUUCAGUUCUUGGGUCACAAACUGCUAUAAUCGAUCAUUUCCAGACCACUACAUGCAAUAGAAUUGCAAUUUUUUUUUAAUAUUUUUUCAUCAAAUGUGAUUGUAAAGGCCAAUUUUAGACAUGGUGCCAGACAUUAAGCUACGCCAACAGAACGACAGUGUGAUCCUACAACAGCUUGAAAUAAAAGCU
Molecule: messenger RNA, 2928 nt
Organism: Sinocyclocheilus grahami
Lineage: Eukaryota; Metazoa; Chordata; Actinopteri; Cypriniformes; Cyprinidae
Gene: col9a1c
Product: collagen alpha-1(IX) chain
Exons: 28
Coding region: 204-2486 (760 amino acids)
Source: RefSeq, a predicted model, not a curated record